UAUUAUACGAAACGGAGUCGCCGCAGUUUGAACUUUUUUUUGUUUGGAAAAGCCCGUGUUCCGAUUGUAUUGUUUGCAGUAAAAUGGAAGAAGCUUCAUCGGAUGCGCCCAGCGAAGCUGCGGCACUAGUGAAUUCCCAAAGUGGGGUAACGCAACCGGCAAUUUUGGAUCUGGAUCAAGACGACGAACAGGAAGCUAUUUUGGAGAAGCUAAGGGGUGAUCGAAUCGGCGAGACCAUGUACAGCGAGAGGUUUGUGUUGACCACCAUUCUGAAGUUACCGCAGCUGGAGACGGGUCUGGCCGAGAACGAGGAUUUCGAGAAGGAUCUUUGCAGUUUGUGGGAUAUGACCAUCGAGAAGGAUGUGGUGCUGUACUUGUUGAAGCACGAUGUCGUUGAGCUUUUUGUCGGGCUAGCCGAAGCUAGUCAGGAUGUGCGGUUGGUUGAGAUACUGUUUGGUAUUAUCGGAAAUAUGUGCUGCGUUGACGAGACGCAUCGGUUUUUGUAUGAGAAUCCAUCACUGUUUCUGAGUUUGUGCACAUUUUUGGAGUCUAGCGAUACGCUGAUUUUGGUGCAGUUGAUGAGAAUCUAUACCACAUUGUUCGAUAAGUCCGAUGAUGACCAGUAUUGCUGGUUCAAACUGGUCCGGGAGGUUGAGGACCUGACGGAAAAAAUAGCUUUCAUACUGAGUAGUACAAUGAGUAAAGAGUUGAUAGAGCACACACUUGAAACCGUUCACGCGAUGGUUAAUCGGUUUACGGAAGCGGAAGUAGAUUAUUCUCAAUUGAACGAGUUCUACAAAAUGUUUGCCAAGCCAUGUCUCGUUGAAGGUUUGAUGGAGGGUUUUAAGCAAAUUUAUCCAGAGGCGGCAUCCGAAAAUCAGUUCGAAGAAGAGUGCUUAGUCGGUAAAGAUCUGAAAAUUGUUCAGAAUUUUUUGGAAAUUCAUGAAAAUCUCAUCAUUAACGCUAACGAGGUUUACGAGAAUCAAGUUGAUAAUAUUGUCUACUGCAUUUACCGGGUGUUGCUUCCAUUGAGCAGCGAAAAUUCUCUACUUCCACUAUCAAAAACGCACGUGAGGAUAUUCGUGUGCAUCAACAGUAUCUACAGUGCGAUAGUCUAUCAUUUUCACGCGGGAACGUUCCUGGCAUUGGUAAAGAUUUACACUAUCUUAUCGAAGGAGCAGAAAACGACUCAAACCUCCUCCGACGAGAAGCAACCGAUGGACGAUGACAGUGAGGAGAGUGACUGUGAAUUCGAUAUUCAAACCGCCCUGGGUGAGAUCCUGGAGACGAUGUACUUCAUGGCGGAACCGAUCGAUGGAUUGACAAUUGCUAAUGCUUUGAGGGCGAGUCCAUUUAACGUGGAAACAAUUCAAAGAAUCUGCACAGCAUUCAAAGAUACGAUGGCCGGAGAUCCACUGUUGGGUAGAACUUGUGAUUUGCUGCUGGAAAGUGCCCGCACCGUUUGGAGUUCGGAGGAACGAUCGUCUUAGACUAGAAAGUAUUAAUAAAAUUAAUAA
Topomyia yanbarensis is the source of this 1517-nucleotide messenger RNA. RefSeq lists its product as uncharacterized. The coding region runs from base 84 to 1490 and encodes 468 amino acids. The transcript has a single exon. NCBI's taxonomy places the organism in Eukaryota, Metazoa, Arthropoda, Insecta, Diptera, Culicidae. The record is from RefSeq and is a predicted model, not a curated record.